AUGGUCGCCGUGCCCACUGCCUGGUGCUCCGUCGCUCUGGCCCUGCUCCUGGCUCUGCAGGAAGGCAAGGGCCAGGUAGCCGCUGCUCCGGAUCACCCCGCGCCCUCGCCCCGGGCCCGAGGCUCCCACCUGCGGCCUCGACGUUGCUCCUGCAGCUCCUGGCUGGACAAGGAAUGCGUCUACUUCUGCCACCUGGACAUCAUCUGGGUGAACACCCCCGGACAGACAGCUCCUUACGGCCUGGGAAACCCGCCAAGACGCCGGCGCCGCUCCCUGCCGAAGCGCUGUGAGUGCUCCAGCGGCGGAGACCCCGCCUGUGCCACCUUCUGCCAUCGAAGGCCCUGGGCCGAAGCUGUGAUAGUCCCAGGCAGCAGGUCCCCUGCUGACGUGUUCCAGGCCAGCCAGAGAUGGACGCCCGCAGGAGAGCUCCUCCAGCAGCUGAGGGAAAUUUCUGCCACCAAGAUCCGCUUUGCCAGACGACACCAGGAGGCAGAGAGGGAGCCGAGGCCCACGUACCCCAGGCGAAGGAAAACAUAGCACUGAUUGCCAGAUUGCCAAGGAACACUGAGAAGGAGCCUGUGUGGGGCUUCGAGGAGGAGCAGCCCAGGGCCAGGGACCCAACCUGCUGAGGCAGCACGAGAUCUGGCCUCCUUGCACGGGUGAAGGAGCUUCUCCCAAGUCAGCUCAUGUCCUCACCCUACCCAGGGAAGCCUUCAGCCCCCAGGCUGCAGGGCGGCCUCCCCCCACUAGUCCCAGCCCCACCGCCCCGCUAGAAGGAACUACAUGAGGAGCGUGCUAACCCAGAGACCACGUCCUGAGAAGUUUCCUGUCUAUUGGCUACAAACUGAG
Molecule: messenger RNA, 849 nt
Organism: Neogale vison (American mink)
Lineage: Eukaryota; Metazoa; Chordata; Mammalia; Carnivora; Mustelidae
Gene: EDN2
Product: endothelin 2
Exons: 5
Coding region: 1-537 (178 amino acids)
Biological process (GO): vein smooth muscle contraction; regulation of systemic arterial blood pressure by endothelin; intracellular calcium ion homeostasis
Cellular component (GO): extracellular region
Molecular function (GO): endothelin B receptor binding; hormone activity
Source: RefSeq, a predicted model, not a curated record